AUUUUAAUGGAAGCAAUUACACAACUCAAAAAAUUUAUGUAUAUAUCAUUUGGUAAUAUAAUAUAAGUGGACAUCAUUUUAAUGUAAAGAACUUUCACAAAUAUAUGAUUAACAAUGACAUUUCAGACAUUGAAACUUUAAUAAAAUAUUGUCAUAUGGAGAAUACUGGAUAGAGAUUUAAUUUAUGGAGAUUGUUUUUUAAGUAUUUUUAAGUUUAAGCAUAGUAUUUAUUCAAUAGAAGACACUGUCUUUGAUAAGAUAGAUAAAUUAACAAAGACAAGAGAAACAUAUAAAUAAUUAGAGUAAAAGUAUUCGAGAUCUUAAGAAGCGUCAUCAACAAUUAAAAUUGAAGAUUAGCCAAAAAAAGGUCCUUUGGGAGGUCCUUUAGGUGGCCCCUUGGGAGGACCAUUAGGAGGAGGAUCUAAAAUUAAGACAUCAACAUAAAACCCUAUGGAAGACGCUGAAUUAAGAAAUGAAAUAAAAAAGGAUGUCGAAAGAACAUAUUAAGAGAAUUAAUUUUUUACAAAUAGGAAGGUGUUGCAAAUAUUAACUAGUGUUUUAUUUAUUUGGAGCAGAGAGAAUAGUGAAAUUUCAUAUAGAUAAGGAAUGAAUGAAGUUGCAGCAUCUUUGAUUUAUGUUUAUUUUAGAGAAGCCCUAUAUUCAGAUGAGAUUGAUAAAAUACAAGGAGUAUAAAUUUAUAUAUUAUAAAGGCUUAAGAGGAAGAUAAGAAAAUCUUAUUACAAUUUAAUUCAUGGGAAUAUGCUGAAGCUGAUAUCUACACUCUUUUCUAAAAGUUGAUGAAUGAUGCAUAACAUAUGGAAAUGUUUAGACCAAAUUAUACUGAAGCUUAAAAAAUUAAAUUGUAAAGUAAAAAACCAAGUGCUAUUUUAACAAGAGUUUCUAAAAUUCAAGACAUCUUUUUAAAAUAAGUGGAAAUGCCUUUAUUUAGGCAUCUUAAAUUGUUACAAGUAGAAUUCCAAAUAUUUCUAUUAAAAUGGAUUAGGUAUUAUAAAUUAUAAUUUCUAUAGAUGUAUGUUUACAAGGGAAUUGCAUUUAAUAGAAUCAUUUUAUGCAUGGGAUGCAAUUUUUUAUGAUUUUUAUGAGUAAAAAACAGAAACUCUAUUCUUUGUUGAUUGUAUAGCUAUUGCAAUGAUAAUUUAUGUGAAAUAACCUUGUAAUUAUUAUUAAUUUAAAUAGUAAUGGAAAUGGAAGAUUCGAGUCAAUGUUAUCAAAGAUUUCUCAAAUAUCCUCCAAUUUCUAAUUUGCCAGCUCUAAUUGAAGCUGCCAUCAAUGUGAGAGCCAUUUUACUGAAUUAAAAAUCUGCAACUAAUUUAGAUGACUAAAAUGAAUCAAAUUAACCAGCAAUAUAUUCAGAUAAACAGUUUAAUCCUGUUUUUUUUGCAUAACCUACAGAUAAAGUUGAAGGAGUGGAUGUUAAUGUUGUAAAGAUUGCUUCUGAAAAACCUUAAUUUAAAAUGAAAGGAGAUGUAGAUUUGGUUUACAAGGAUGAUACUUCUCCUCAAAAAUCAAAUUCAAAUUAAUAAUAAUUCAUUAAUCCAUUAUAGCCUACUAAAAUACCUCAAUAAUAAAAACCCUAGCAACAAUCAUAAUCAACAUAACCCUAACAAUCAAUAUAAUAGUCACAAACAAAUGUUUAAAAUAGUAAUUAAUCUUCAAUCACUACAAAUUUCUUUGAUUCCAGUUUAUCUAGUAUUAAUACGAAGACUAUUAAAUCAUAGUUUUAAGUAGAAGAACAAUAAUAAUAACUCAAAAAGGAUAAAACUUAAACUACAGUUAAAAAUUCGAUAUCGAUUUCUAUUUAAUAGGCAGAAGAAAUGUUCAACACUUUAGAAGAGACUCUAAAAUUCAUGAAACAAUUUAAAGAUAAGUACUAUAAGAUUAAUAUUCUAGCUCUAAUUAUCAAGAUUUAUUAAUGAAUUUGACCGAAAUGAAAGACUUUUUUGAAACUUCCUUAAAGUAAUAUUUUUAUUCAUAUUUUAGUGAGAAUUCCACAAAUACAAAACAAUAAUAAUAACCAAAUUAAUAAGAAGAUAGUGGUAUAUCUAGCAAAGUAGUUGGAUUCCUUAAGAAAAAAUGGUGA
Messenger RNA from Paramecium sonneborni, 2101 nucleotides. Lineage: Eukaryota; Ciliophora; Oligohymenophorea; Peniculida; Parameciidae. The record is from the annotation of a GenBank genome assembly.